This is a messenger RNA of Limanda limanda (common dab), 414 nucleotides long. RefSeq lists its product as uncharacterized. Bases 1 to 414 code for a protein of 137 amino acids. Gene Ontology annotation, molecular function: protein binding. The record is from RefSeq and is a predicted model, not a curated record. Gene Ontology annotation, biological process: signal transduction. NCBI's taxonomy places the organism in Eukaryota, Metazoa, Chordata, Actinopteri, Pleuronectiformes, Pleuronectidae. The transcript has 3 exons.
AUGCCUAACAAAGCUCAGGAGGAUGCUGUGAUUAACCUGAAGACGCUGCAGGAGAUUUCCACUCAGCUUGGUUUUGAGUGGACCAUUCUAGCGUCUGAGCUUGGCUUCAACAGAUCUGAGAUCAGCCGGUUCCACACCAGGUCAACAGAGAAGAGUGUGCAUGCCAGGGCCAUGUUGGAGAGCUGGUAUGAGAAGUCAUGGGACAAGCCUAAUAAGACCAAGUUGCUUCAGGAUGGUCUGGAGCAAGCAGGCAGACGGGACCUGGCUGAGAGGCUGCGCUGUCUCCACUGGGGCCACCAGAAGCUGAGCCGCAGGGUGGAGCUGCCCUCCGCCUUCCCCUUCCUCAUCACAGUCCACAAGACCAUCCACAACCAGGACGCCCUGAACAGGAUCAACGAGCUCAACCGCAGAUAG